Anolis carolinensis (green anole) is the source of this 2332-nucleotide messenger RNA. RefSeq names its product cytoskeleton-associated protein 2-like. The transcript has 5 exons. NCBI's taxonomy places the organism in Eukaryota, Metazoa, Chordata, Lepidosauria, Squamata, Anolidae. The record is from RefSeq and is a predicted model, not a curated record. Bases 1 to 1671 code for a protein of 556 amino acids. Gene Ontology annotation, cellular component: centrosome; mitotic spindle; cytosol.
AUGUUUGGAGGUAAUGCUUCUGGAACAUGGCCAGGCAGCCUGGAAAACUCACAGCAGCCCUGUGAUCCCGGCCAUGAAAGCCUUCGACAACACUCUUUGAAGGCUGUUCUUUCUUUCCAGGUGGCCAGGACGAAGCACAGGGAAGCCGCCCCAAGCAAACCCAAGGCGGCCCCCGUCAAGAAAGCGGUGCCCGGAGCGCCCCACCGCCCUGCGACAAAGGAGCCCCCAGCGGCUGGGUCCCGCUUUCCCCGGGAGCCCCCCUCCCAAACCCACCCUGAGAAGCCACUCAGGAAUGACCACAACAAAGGAAAACAGAAGGCAGAGGAUGGGAAAGAGAAUGCCGUUGUUGGAGUGACCGCAGUCCGACCGACUCAAAAGAGGGCUGUUUCCAGACCGGCGUUUGGAAGCCAUGCAUCCAAGCAAUCUGUACAUUUGGGGAGUAAGGGGACAUUCUCCCUGAACUCAGCAAAUCCUAAAAAGAAGCACCAAACUCCCCCGCCAGGCAAGAAGCCCUCCGCCCAUCCAAGGAGCCAUUCGGCUGCACCCAAAAGCGGAGCCGAGAGGAAGCAAGGCAACUUCAGGCAACAGCCGAGGACCCCCAAUGCAAAGCCUAGACCCCGGACCUCUGCCGUCCACACAGCUCCUGCCUCUGGGGGGCUCCGAAAUGGCAGGAGAGAGCCCCCCAAACCCAAGCACCCGGAUGUGGGCCCAGGCCAAGAGCUCAAGACCCCUUCUGCUCCCGACCGGAGGCAACUGCUGGAGGACUGGGUGGCGUCCCGAGGAAGGACCUACAAGAGGCCCCCCAUGCGCCCCGCUGCCCCGAAGCCUCCGAAGGCAAAGUCCAGCCUGAACCUCGCCUUCUGGGGCUCCUUGGAGGAGGAGGAGGAGAAAGAGGAAGCGGAGAAGGAGGAGCAGCACCUGGCCAACGAGAUCACACACACCUUGGCAGAGUGCCGGAAGCUGGCCGAAGAGGGCCUUCCUGAAGAGCAGAUCCUCGCAGCGCUGACCCGCAUCCCGCAAGUGGAGAGGUUUGCCCAGUUCUGGGUCUGCAAAGCCACGCUAGAGGCGCAGAGGGGCUCCUUGGACGUGGCAGGGCUCUACGAAGCCGCCCUCUCCGCUGGGGCCACGCCGCUGCAGGAGCUGCGAGAUGCUGUCACGGGUAUUUUGAAGAAUGUCAAGGCACCGUCCAGGGGUGAGCGUGCCAUGGGAUCCCUUUGCACGAGAGACCCGGAGCCUGUGAGCCCUUCUGGAGUGUGUUUCCCUUCGACCCCUGCAGCCAGCCCUGUUCCAGAGGAAGAUGUGGACCCUCCCCAGACUCCUCAGCAAAGCCCACCGUGGGCUAAGCCCUGCUCGGCCAUCAAGCUCCAGAUCCUUUCCCUGCCCAGGUCCAGCAAGCGAAGCCCUUGGCCAGAGGUGAGACUCCUGACCCCCGUGCGACGGUCCCUGCGCAUUGAAGGCGCCACCGCUUCCUACCCACAGAUGCUGAGGGACCACGACCCUGUCGUCUCCUCCCUGGAGGAAAUCGUGGCCGCAGACCACGGGAGCCAAUUCCUCUUCCGCAGCAACACAGCUCUGCCCAGAGCGGUGAGAGUGGCCGACUUUGUGACUGGACGGGCCACCUGUGGGCACAAUGCCACCCCGGCCACGACGAAAGCAUCAUUGCCACGUUGAGGAGUGUUCACACCACCUCCUUUCCUCCCAGCCUCCUUCUUUCUCUUUCUUUGUAAACAAGACUGGACCCACAGCAUUGUUCUCUGAAGCCCUUUUGGAAACAUGUCCGUCUUUAUUCUUCAAUCCAUCAAUCAGUGUGGCCAGAAUCCCUGGGUUGCUGUGAGUUUUCCGUGCUGUCUGGCCAUGUUCCAGAAGCAUUGUCUCCCGACGUAUCGCCCACAUCAGCAACCCAAUCAAUCAGCCUUUAUUACAAGGAGGAAAAGUGCACAGCAGAUUCCUAAACUGAUGAGGCCCACUUAAGAACAGGAUGAGUUCAAUGCUAAAUGCAUACAAACAAGGAAAAAACACUGCAAAUCUAUACAAGGCAAGUUUCAGCCUGGGUUUAAUACAGGAAGUUGUCUUAUCCCGGCUACUUCAGAGAGAAACUUUGCAACAACCAGGGCCACAUGGUGGAAACUAUCACUAGUACAAACCUCACAUGAAAUUGGGCUGAUCAAAUCAGGGGGUAUUAUGAAAUUGUGGUGUUACGUUGGCCGUUUACUGCUACAUUUUGUUUCUGCACUUUGUGUAUUUUGCAUGUUGUAUCUUGAGUGCUCUGUGAGCCGCCCUGAAUCCCUCUGGGAGAUGGUGGCAAGGUACAAAUAAAAUAUUAUUAUUAUUA